UAAAUCAACAAACUGAAACGGUCGAGAAAGGACUUGAUGUUCAUUAACAAAAUUAAGGAAGAAUAAAUGUGUGUGGGGUGGCACUGCCGAUGGAGUCUGGCACCCAUGCUUCCAAACAGAAACCACUACCUGGAAAGCAAACACUAAUUCUAGUUCCAAAUCAUUUUCAGUCACCGGGAAAUGAAGCCGGUUGUCGUUGUUCUACUUUUGCGGCAUGUGAAGUAAAAAAGAAAAAAGAAAGAAACAACGCGGAAGAAAAGAAAGAAACUUCUACUACAAUUAGUGUUGCAGAGAGAAUGAAUUGAUGAGAAAGAGCUGAACAGUCAGCAGCAUGACUGUGACGACCACCACCACGGAUUAUUGCAUACAAAUUUCUUCUUCUUCGUUUUCUCUUGCUUCAGAGGAAGGAAAUUGCAAAAGAAAGAGUGAUGAGAGUAAGAAUAAGAGCCCCAGGGUGGCGCCGGGCAGGGAGAGGGUUCAAAUCUUGUCGCCUUGUGAUGGUAUAACGGAAUGUUUUGGAGAAGGCACCAUUUAUUCUCCUUUGGAGCAACUGGGAAAGCAGCACACACAGAAGAUGACAGGAGAAAACAGAGAAGAUACGUUUCAUGAAGCCAAUGUGAUUGCAAACUUGGAAAAUAGAGACAUUGAAGGCACAACAGUGGAAAGUGGCAAGGAAAGCUUGUUGUUCAGCAGGGGGCCUAAUCUAGGAUUUGGUCUGGGGGAGAGCAGAGUCAUACUGUAUGAUAUAUUGGAAGGACUCGCCAGGCUUGAUGAAUCCGGCAUCUUUUUAAAUCCUGUGGAAGAUCCGUUAGACUCAAAAUUUUCAGAUAUUAACAGCAAGUGCAAGAGCUUUACAAUGAUACGCAAAAAAAUUGAAUCUCAGGAGUACCUGUCUUGGAAAUCAUUUGUGGAUGACUUUGAGUGCAUUUGUAAUGAUGUAAUGUGUUAUUAUCAAAGGGAUGCUGUGUUUUGGAAAGCUGCAAACAACAUGUUGCAUCGAGGUAGAGUAUAUUUGGAUCAGAUUGCGAAAAGAGCAAACUGGAAUUUUUGUUUUACGCAAACAGAUGAACAGAAUGGGGAUCAGAAUUCAGAAGCUUUUAAUAAUCAAAAUGCAAGUUUAGGCAAUGCAGUGGCUUUGGAAAUGAAACAAAAUAACCCAAAAUGGGACAAAGAAAUCCCUUUCUGCGGUUUACCAUGUAAAGCUUCCAUGCAACCAGAUAUUACAAAGGAUAUUCAACAACUUGAUACUGGUGGAAAUUUAUGUGUUCAGGCAGAUGAAUGUCCAUUGGGUCAACAUUUCUCUAAUUUGGCCAAUGCAAGUUUGUGUUCUCUACAGGACUUGGAGAACUGUUCAACUACAACUGUUGUGUUGGGUAGUUCAAAUUUAGCUGGGCUUAGCAUUGAAGUAGAUGAUACUGUGGUUGACAUCACUGGAUCCAAAUGUAUUUGGAAUGAUGUAAGAGUUGAUUCUCCUGAUCAGGCCACUGAAAGUUCAAGUUCUUUUGGAGAUACAGAUGCUGAUGAUUACGAAACAUGUGGUUCUGUUGAAUCAGAAUCUGAGUUGCAUAAUGGGAAUGCAGCUGCAGCUGUUGAUGAGAAUCAUGGCUAUGCAUCUAUAAAAAGGAAAAACAGUAGAUUGUCAGAUGACUGGAAAUCUUAUAGGCGUGGCAUUGAAUGGCGAUGCCACUGGCUUGAGUUACAGAUUAAGGAGUUCCAGUCUCAAGCUUCCAAGUAUGACUGCAUUCUCAAAAAAAUUCAGUCUAAAAAGUUGCAGAGAGAUAGCCUAACUUGUAUCAAGGAUUCUGCAGCAAGAACUACUCCUCUAAUAUCUCAUUCUAUCAAGCAACGCAUCUUACAUCGGAAGCCUAAAAAAGUGAGAAAGGAGAAGGAUUUAUCAGCAUAUAUGUCACAACACCCUCUGUUCUCUUUAUAUGAGAAUAGGACUGAAGCAGAUGGAAGAUUGGCUGAAGACGAUCCGAAUAAUUUACCAGUUGCAGGUGAGCUGAUAAGCAGAAUGUCAGAUGUGAGUCAUUUCAAUCUCCACCUUGGGCUUGCAGGGGCACUAGAUGGUGAAAACACUAUGGAGCUGAUGUUAUGGAAUAUAGAGAAUUUGCAAUCCCGGAUAAUCAAAAUGAGAAAUCAACUUAAUAAGUUUGUGAAAAGGAUCUCUACAAAUAAUAUAACACAUAAUUCAUGGUCAAAUCAAUUUCCGAAAGGGACAGUGGAAGGUCCCCCUUUCGUUUCCUUAGGUAAAUCUAGAAACCAAAUGCAUGUUGGUAGAGGCAGCAAAGUGCAAACAGUAACCCUCGCUCGUCGGCGCAUCUCUGAAUUCGACAUCAAUAAUGUAGUAAUGCCAGGUAACUCGAUGGCAGUUUAUGUUGAACCAGCCAGGCAUGGGUUCAUUGAGACACCUCACUGGCGUUUUGUAGGUGAUUCAAUGAAGUUGGAUCAAAACACAGAAGACACAAGUGAGGAGGCAACAGAUGAUGAAGUUUAUAUUGAGCGCCAUAGAUGUAUGGAAAUGAAGGAGAAAUAUAUCCGUAGUGCACCCAGUCCUGGUAAGAAAACUCCUGCACCUGUCCCCAGAUUUGGAUUAGGGAUUACAUCAGGACCAACUCAAACAAAAACAGGAACAGAGGACUUUUGUACAAGUGCUCAAGGAAGUGAGUUGCGUAGUCCUGGCUGUUACAUGCCCUGGGAUGCAUCUGUUCCAAAGGGAAAGAGAAAUGGGAGACGUAGGCCAUCUUUUAUUUGAGAUGCUUAAGAAUCUCAGGUUUCAGCUGCUGCACUGGCAAAUACAACAAGUCCAUCUGAUUCAAAUCUUGAAAUAACAGGUGGACUUGUUUAAUAUGACAGAAUGAUCACAUUGUACUGAUAGCUGAUAAAUAGCAGCAUAAUCCAAGAAAAAGACAACAGCACAAUCACGUAGUAUGCUCGAAGGACAGUAUUAGACUCCUUAGUAGCAUAACAGAUUUUUAAAAAAUUAUGUCAUUCUUAGACUGUCAGGUUCUAAUUAAAGUAGGGCUCUGAGGUAGAUUUUCAUUGAGACCAAUAAUCAUAGAACUCCUUCAAAAAUGUAACAAAUGUGUUUCAUGAUAGGAAUGGAAUGUGGACUAUCUACCAAUAUUGAAGUUGGGGAGAAGGCCUAACAGUCUCAAGCUUCAAAAGAGAGCUUUGUAAAAUUUGUAUUUUAUCUGUACAAGUGACAUCUUGGAUUUUAAAGAUAAUACAUUAUCAAAAUUCUUCGAA
Messenger RNA from Cryptomeria japonica (Japanese cedar), 3249 nucleotides. RefSeq lists its product as uncharacterized. The transcript is spliced from 8 exons. NCBI's taxonomy places the organism in Eukaryota, Viridiplantae, Streptophyta, Pinopsida, Cupressales, Cupressaceae. Gene Ontology annotation, molecular function: protein binding. The record is from RefSeq and is a predicted model, not a curated record. Bases 332 to 2755 code for a protein of 807 amino acids.